AUGUCUGCUUCCUCAGUUCCUGGUACUGAAACCUACAACUCUACAACUCUUAGAGAUCUUGCUGGAGGUGCUGGUGAUAGAAUCCUUGCCAAGCUAGAUGAAAAUCCAAUGAAUAUCAUUCCAAUCAAUUUGAUAUGUGCUGCACUCGAUAUUAAAGAUCCAUUCGAGGUUAUUGCUCAUUUUGAACCUGACAAAGAGGAUGUUGGUAUUAUGGUUAAUGCAUGCAUUGGUUGCAUUCCUUUUGUCGGACCUGUUCUUCAAGGUGUAUUCUCUCUCUUCUGGAAGAGAGCUGCCGAAUCCAAUGUUAUUACCAAAGAAAAACUCAAAGAAGAGUUGGACAAACUAAGAAAGGAAAUGAUGGAAGCUGUUGCCGGAAAGAUCAAAGAUAGUGAAAUCAAGCAAUGGACUGAGAUCUGUGAAGCUUUCUUGAAAGGAUUGAAGAAAUCAUGUAAAGUUCUUGGUACUCAUAUCAAUGCUCUUAAACAUCAAUUUGCCGAAAAAAAAUGUGCCGAUGAACAAGUUCAAGAAGCCGUCCGUAUUGAUUUGGCUUUGAUCAGUGAUAAAGCAUUCUCACUACAUGAAUUCUGUGAUUCCCCGGCAUACCUUAAGUAUACACUUGGAUACUAUAUUCAAUCGCUUCAAAUCUACACUGCUAUCUUAACACUUCAAGAUGCAUUCUGGUAUCAAUUGGGAAUUAAACCAAUUUUUGUUACUGGUAGACGAGCUACUGAUACAAUUGAUGCCUUGCCAUCAUUUGCAGAGACUAUGCAUGAAGAAAUAAUGCCAGCACUCAAAAAUAUUGCCCGAGGUCUUACCGAAAAUGUUCGUGAAGGAGCACAGGCCAAAGGAGUCGAUUUAACUACUCUCCAUCUACUUUUAAAGAGUGAUCGUUACCUUUAUCCAGUGCCAUUAGUUUUGGCACCCGUUGAAAUACCACAAGUAGCCAAGUGUCUUCGUGAGGUACAGGGUCCAAUCUGUCCAGAAUGCAAGGUACCAGAACGCGAUGGAACCUUUAUCUUUAGAAUUGAUUGUAUAAAUUUCAGACCGGAAACAUCCGCUGAAGAUAUCCGUGGUUAUCGUAAUAUGUCUCAUGUUGAAGAACCGAUCACUGGUUGCAAAGGUACGAUGUCAGGUAUUCCCGCUGCUCUCACAGUUGUCCUUCCAAAAAAGAGAACCGUUCAAAUUCGUUUCGUUGGUGAAUAUGAUCAGACUUUUACUGAUCUCCCAAUUCAAUGGACCACAAAUGAAGAGGCAUACUAUACUGCGAUGAUGCCAUUCGGAGAAAAUUAUCGAAGAAACAACAAAACUAUUCCUGCAAUCAAGGAGGAAAUGGGUAUCUCACAGGUUCCAGGAAUGAGCUUGAUGAUAAAUACAAAUUCAUUAAAGAGUGGAAUGACCUACACUGAAAAGAUGACUGAUAUCGAGAGACUUACCUUUGUCACUGAUAGAUUUGAUGAUAUGAAACGUCAUGCAAAGAUUUUGUUUAUUGAAUUAAUCAUUCAAGAUUAA
Molecule: messenger RNA, 1509 nt
Organism: Heterostelium album PN500
Lineage: Eukaryota; Evosea; Eumycetozoa; Acytosteliales; Acytosteliaceae
Exons: 3
Coding region: 1-1509 (502 amino acids)
Molecular function (GO): toxin activity
Source: RefSeq, a predicted model, not a curated record